UGUCACACUCUCAGAGUUUCAGAGCACAAUCAAGGAAGGUUAGUGGCAAUGGCGACCAUCAAUGUUCCGCAGCACGUUCCUUCUCCCAAGGAAGACUGUGAUCAGCUUCGCAAAGCUUUCCAAGGAUGGGGAACGAACGAGGGUUUGAUCAUAUCCAUUUUGGCCCACAGAAAUGAAGCUCAAAGAAGAUUAAUUCGGAAAACCUAUGCUGAGACAUAUGGUGACGAUCUUCUUAAAGAACUAGACAAGGAACUUUCGAGUGAUUUUGAGCGACUUGUACUUUUGUGGACAUUGGAACCUGCAGACCGUGAUGCAUUGAUGGUGAAUGAAGCAACGAAAUGGCUGACCGCAAACAAUUUAGUUAUUGUGGAAAUAGCUUGCACUCGAACAUCACUCCAACUAUUCAAGGUGAGGCAGGCCUAUCAUGCCCGUUUCAAGAAAUCUCUUGAAGAAGAUGUCGCAUAUCAUACAUCUGGAGAUAUCCGCAAGCUUUUGGUCCCCUUGAUUAGCUCACUCCGAUACGAGGGAGAUGAGGUGAAUAAGACCUUAGCAAAAUCAGAGGCCAAAGUACUCCAUGAGAAGAUAGCAAAGAAGGAAUACAAUCAUGACGACCUAGUUAGAAUUCUGACGACAAGGAGCAAAGCACAAUUACUUGCAACAUUUAAUCACUACAAUAACGAGUAUGGCAAUGUCAUCAACAAGGACUUGAAGGCUGAUCCCAACGGCGAGUACCUGAAGUUACUGAGAACAACCAUCAAGUCUUUGACCUUCCCAGAAAGAUACUUUGCAAAAAUCCUUAGGUUGGCAAUCAACAAGUUGGGGACGGACGAAUGGGCUCUUGCCAGGGUCAUUGCUUCUCGAGCUGAAAUCGAUUUGAAGCACAUCAAAGAGGAAUUUUAUCGCAGGAACAGCAUUCCUCUGGAUCGUGCCAUUGCCGAUGACACUUCUGGAGACUUCGAGAGAAUGCUACUUGAGCUGAUUGGACAUGGUGAUGCCUGAUGUGUACUCUUCUUCAGGAAAGGUACUUUGCUUUAAAGGCAUUGAUUUAGAUCGCAUCAAAGAUGUCUCUUUGUUUGCUUGAACUUUGAAUAUGGAGAACAAGUGGCAUCUACAUUAUGUAGGAUCUGGGCACGGCGACGCUAAAUAACUGGUUUUGUCCUCAUCUUGGUGUCUUUUCCUGUGUACUCUCUAGGAUUUUCUUCUUGUAUUGUGUAUUAUCAACGGAGGUUUUGUUGAAACAAUAGUUGUAUAAAUAAGUGAUGCUUGAAUACCUUCAAGUUUAAACACGAAUAAAUGUCUUUAUAUCUUACA
This is a messenger RNA of Cucurbita pepo subsp. pepo (vegetable marrow), 1311 nucleotides long. RefSeq names its product annexin Gh1. NCBI's taxonomy places the organism in Eukaryota, Viridiplantae, Streptophyta, Magnoliopsida, Cucurbitales, Cucurbitaceae. Gene Ontology annotation, molecular function: calcium-dependent phospholipid binding; phosphatidylserine binding; calcium ion binding. The record is from RefSeq and is a predicted model, not a curated record. Gene Ontology annotation, cellular component: cytoplasm; plasma membrane. Gene Ontology annotation, biological process: response to water deprivation; response to salt stress; response to cold.